Cooperia oncophora is the source of this 311-nucleotide messenger RNA. The record is from the annotation of a GenBank genome assembly. NCBI's taxonomy places the organism in Eukaryota, Metazoa, Nematoda, Chromadorea, Rhabditida, Trichostrongylidae.
AUUCAGCUCGAAAUCACUCAUUGUUCUCCUCAGUGCGAACCGGCAUGCGAGCCUCAGUGCAUGCUACAGUACCCAGCGACUUCAGUCAGUCAGGCGUGCAGACCAUCUAUCCAGCGAGGCCGAACGACCAAUCAACAGGACAUUGCGCUCCAGCUUGUCAGCCCAGCUGUGACUCCUCAUGCACUCAGAAUUACCAGUUUGAUAUCGUAGUCCCACAAAACGAUGACUGCAUGAUUCCUUGCAGUCAGAGUUGUCAGAGUAGCUGCGAGCAGCAGAACCAUGCGAAAUAUGAGUGCCAGAUGUUAGAGUAA